CCGGCGUGCCGUGUGCUCCGUUCGGAAUUUCGUUUGUUCGCAAGUUGUUCGCACGACGGACAGCGAGCUGAAGACAGCCGCGAGUUCGAGAGGGCAGAGUCAGGUGCUCGCUCAGAAGAAACGGACAGAAGAGCAAAAGCAGAGGAGAAGUCGAUCGUGUCGUGUUCGGUUUCUCUCUCUUCCCGACGUGUGUCAGCAACCGAUGUCACGCGGCGCCAUUUUUCACGCGUGACAACUACGUUCCUUUCGCCGGCUCCUCUCUUUAUCUCUCUUUCUCAGGACGAGAUCUCUCCGGACGAGCGCGCACUUGUCUCUCUCCGCUCCUUCCGUCUUCCUUCCGUCCAGUGCAGAUUGCGUCGGCCCCGUCGUGUAUGGUUCUGAUCGCUUGUUAACGCGGCGUGACGCGAUGACGACCGAGACGACCCCGAAGGUAGAGUUCGCCCUCGGCAGCGAGGUGUCACCCGGUCGCUUCUUCAAGAGCGCGUUCGCGCGCACCUUCACCAACGGCAACGCCGGCUGCCGCGACUGCAAGUCCUUGGAUUACGAGUUACUGCACGACGCCGCGGCCGCCGUCGCGGUCGUCAGCGAGGACCUCGGCAACAACAACAACAACAACAACGCACGCUUCUUCUCGCUCGCCGCGAGCUUCACCGACAAGCCGGCAAACGGCGCCGAGCGGGCCGCCUCUCGCCGAGAUUUGAAGGAGGCGGCGCAGUCGACUUCGGACGCGAAUGAAUUGGAGAAACUUCGAAAGCAAUGCCAGCUGCUGAAGAAGGAGAACCGGAGGCUGCAGAGCGCCUUCCUGCAAAACGGCUUCCUCCAAGCGCGGGUCGAUACGCUCCAAUGGCAGUUCAAACAGACAGAUAAAGACAAGCGAACAAUUGGAAGGAAACAGCAAUGUCAGGCAUCCAGAGAUAACCGUUCCGUUCGCUCGCAGGUCGAAUCGAAUCGGCAGAUGUACCGGUCCGUGAUGGAGCAGGUCGCCUACUUCUUGGACCGCGCCCACAAGAGCCUUGAGAUCCUUCACAUCAAGGACAAUCCCAAGGACAAGAGGCGCGUGCCGCGAAGUCGCAGCGUGCACGCGGUGGUGCACGCUGACCCCUCGCCGAGUCGCGUCUCGACCUCCUCACCAUCGCCAUCCGGCUCCUCGCGAUUCACGCGAGCCAAAUCGGUCACGCAGAUGUCGCCGAGCGUCAGCAGCAUCCGCGACUUCACCUGGUCGGUCUUGCGUAAGAACGACCCGGUGUAUUGCACGACCCCGCGCGCCAAGCCGUCGCAGGAUCUUAACAAGACGCACGACGACAUCGUCUAUCAGGAGCCGAAACAGUCGGAACUGAACCCGGACGAGAUACCACCGGAGAAGCUGUCCCAGGAAGCGUACAGGUUACUGAGGCUCGUCGAUUCCUUGCUGGCGACGCGAGAGCCCGAUUUGGCAAGGGUGACCCCGGUCGAGGACAACGGAUCCUCCCCUUCACCGACGGAGCGCCACCACUACCACGACGUGUCCGUCACCCUACAGAGCGGCAACUUCGUCAAUUCGACGACUCUGCAGGAAGCCGGUCACGUCGGCACUGAGCGCGGCAAUGAGUCGAACCUCGUCCAAACAGGCGACUCGGGCAGCUCGUGCUACGCCAAGACGGCGGUCGAGGUGAACGCGAGCUUACAAGCCACGAGCUUGCCGCGCACGAGAAGAUCCCCCGACACCACCUCCUGGAACUCCAGCAGCAGCAAGACCACCGAGGAGGAGGACACCGCGGCGCUCGCCGCGCCGUCCUCGAAGCAACUGGAGAAGAAGGAGUCGACUUGCAAAGCCAAGAGUCCGGUCAGCGUGAGCAGCGCCGAGAGCGAGAGCGGCUUCUCCUCGAUAAGCUCGUUCCAAGAGGUCGGCCUACCGUCGACCUCGUCGAUCAGGCCUAUCAAAGGCUGCCACACCGAGGUGGGCCUGCCCGAGGUGCCUUUGGACAAGACCAGGCACCGACGAUGGACCUCCACGCCGGCGGAGCUCCAGGCGCUCUACAAGCUGCUCUACAGCCAACACCGAGGGAGCUUCGGCGGCUCGCAAGCCACCAGCGAGUCUGUCAGCGUAUGCUGGGUCUGAGACGCGCGGGAUCCGCGCCGAAUAGCCUA
Odontomachus brunneus is the source of this 2127-nucleotide messenger RNA. RefSeq lists its product as uncharacterized. The transcript has 5 exons. The coding region runs from base 407 to 2098 and encodes 563 amino acids. Lineage: Eukaryota; Metazoa; Arthropoda; Insecta; Hymenoptera; Formicidae. The record is from RefSeq and is a predicted model, not a curated record.